AUGUCUUGCAAUACUUUCUCGCCUGAUUAUAGUGAGGCCGAACACUUCGAAGAGCCCAACUCGAACAUCUACUAUAACGAUAGUGAAGACGGGACAAACUAUGAAGAAGACGAAGCGGAGCCAGAUGGUGAAGAUGAGUUUGUUCAAAAUGAGAUCUGCCAGGAAAGCAUCGAGAUUGUGAUUCCACCAUCUCGUACCUUUGCUGUUCCGGAGUCCGAUGUGUCCGACCCAGACAGCUACAGCUCAGGUGAAGAAAGCUCUGAUGCGGAAAGCCCGACUUCCAGUCCAGUUGGGCUGAGCGAAGAGACCGAAGACAAAGACAAAACAGCGUCCACCAUACCGGUUCUCGAGGUCAACAAGCCACAAGCAAGUCCUACCUCAGAACAAACGAGAGGUACAUCCGUCAACCAUAAGCCAGGCGAUGCUGUUUGGCUUAUGGACCUCUCGGAUGAGGAUGAUGACGUUGACGUUGACGACGACGACGACGACGACGACGUCGGUGGUCUGACUCAAGGCGACCAAGGCGAGCCUGUUGUACCCACAUUGCUGGUCACCAAACCUGACUAUGUCCAAUCGUCAUUACCAGAGGGUCUUGAGAGCUCGAGCCCAUUGUCACAAAACGCUGUCGGCGGCUCUGACCGGGACGAAGCUGUCCACACAUCAUGUCUCUGCGAUAUAGGAACCGUGAAGCCAUCGGCUGAACCUUUCCUGGCUCCACCGUUCAUUCAGGAUCUACAAUCGGAUGGUGCAGACAAUUUGGUUUCUGAAGAGGGUCGCUCCAGUUAUGCGUGGGCAGGGCAUAAUUCUGUCUUGUACGAACCUGUGACAGGAAACUUCAGCCAGGGUACGGUGCGUGCUCCACCCAUCACCUCGAAUGCGCCAGCCAACCCACCUUCGCCCGUAUGGCCAAACGAUCUCAACGGAAAUGUGUGGCUUCCACAGUUUUCAUCAGAACUGCAAGAUCAAAUUCCAAAAGGUUCAGUUGCAAGCCAAGUUGAUGAUUCACCCAAAGAAGGUUCCGCGGAACUAAGCAACCGUACCUUGAAACGCAAGGCGGAACAAAUCUCUUCGGAUGCCACCCUUCAGGAACAGACAGUAGUUGCUGGUUCUAAUUCACCUAAUCCUGCAAAUUCCAUUUCAGCAGUUGCAUCGGACAAGGCUAUUGACGGUGCCAUUGACAUCCAUGAAAGCAAUCUGCAAACUUCGCAGUUGCCUGGCACCGAAGCAAAUGAUGGUACACCACUCCAGAACGCGGAACUGCCACCACGUAAGAAAAUCAAGCGGAGCAAACAGAGGCUUAAUAAAAGCCGUGGCAGCAGUAGCAGCAGCUUGAUCAAGAUUGCUGCCGCAACAAUUGCGGGCAUGGCCAUCGGAACAGUGGGAACAAUUGUUGGCCUUGCCUCUCUUCCGCCGGACUAUUUCAUGUGA
Capronia epimyces CBS 606.96 is the source of this 1428-nucleotide messenger RNA. RefSeq lists its product as uncharacterized. The coding region runs from base 1 to 1428 and encodes 475 amino acids. NCBI's taxonomy places the organism in Eukaryota, Fungi, Ascomycota, Eurotiomycetes, Chaetothyriales, Herpotrichiellaceae. The transcript has a single exon. The record is from RefSeq and is a predicted model, not a curated record.